CCGAGUCCGAGGGUUUGUAGCUUCACUCUCUAUCUCAAACUUGGAGGCUGUCACUGCCUGCCUACACAUAUGACGCCUUGGCAAGCUGCAAGUCAAUUUAAAUUGAUUGCCGUUGCACUCGCCGAGCAGCUGCCGACCAUGGAGGAAUGGUUCAGCUUGUGUCUCAUAGCCCUGCUCACGCUGCUGGCAAUUUCGUUUCUGAAGCUGCUCUCCGCUCGCAACAACAGGCCCAAGAAGCAGCUGCCUCCAGGGCCAUGGACGCUCCCCAUCAUAGGCAGCCUCCACCACGUCGUCAGCGUCCUCCCGCACCGCACAAUGGCGGACCUGUCUCGCCGUCACGGGCCGCUAAUGCACCUCAGGCUGGGCGAAGUCCCCACCUUGGUGGUCUCCAACGCCGAGGUGGCGGCGCUGGUGAUGAAGACCAACGACCUCGCGUUCGCGGGCCGGCCGCGCAGCGCCACGCAGGAGAUCUUCGGAUCCCGCGGCAGGGACAUCGCCUUCGCCCCCUACGGCGAGCCGUGGCGCCAGAUGCGCAAGGUCUGCGUCAUGGAGCUCCUCGGCUCCAAGCAAGCGAGGCGCGCCGAGGCCAUCAAGGCCGAGGAGGUGGGCAACCUCGUGCGCUCCAUCGCCGCCGCUGCCUCCGCCGGCGCCACCGUCAAUGUGAGCCAGAUGGUGACGGCGCUCAGCAACGACGUCGUGUGCCGUGCGGUUUUUGGCGGAAAGUUCACGCGGCAGGAGGAGUUCAUCCGCGAGUUGCACCAGGCCAUGGAGCUGGUGGCGGGGUUCUGCCUCGUCGACCUCUUCCCGUCGUGGCGGCUCGCGCGCUGGCUUAGCAACGGCGAAAGACGUCUGAGGAGGAGCCACGGUCGCAUCGAGCGCAUCAUCGCCGACACUGUCCAGGAGCGCAAGGCGGCUCCAGCUGCCCGCGGUGGCGAUUGCUGCACCGACGAAGAGGACCUGCUGGGAGUGCUGCUCAGGCUGCAGCGGGAGGACUCGUUGGAAUUCCCUCUAACCACAGAGAUCAUAGGCGCCGUCUUGUUUGACGUGUUUGCUGGUGGCACUAUUACCACAGCAACAAUUUUGGAGUGGACUAUGUCAGAGCUUGUGAACAAUCCUAAAGCCAUGGCUAAGGCACAACUAGAGAUUCGUGUGGUGCUCGGUGAAGACCGUGCUGUCAUUACUAAUUGUGACAUCGCAGAACUCCAAUACCUGCGGAUGGUCAUCAAGGAAGCUUUCAGGUUGCAUCCACCCUUUCCUCUAGUACCCCGCAGGGCCAGAGAGGACUGUACAGUCAUGGGUUAUGACAUGCUUAAAGACACCAAUGUAUUAGUUAAUAUCUUCGCAAUUUCAAGAGAUCCAAGAUCCUGGAAAAAUCCUGAACAGUUUGAGCCUGAGAGAUUUGAGAAGAACAUCAUGGAUUAUUAUGGGGCAUACUUUGAAUUAAUUCCCUUCGGGGCCGGCCGACGACAAUGUCCUGGGAUGUUGUUCAGCACGUCGACCGUGCACAUCACAUUGGCAAACCUGUUGUAUCACUUUGAUUGGAUGCUUCCUGAUGGGGAUAGCCUAGCUUCAUUUGACAUGUCUGAGAAGUUUGGGUUGACAGUAAACAGAAGGAAUGAUCUUCAACUCAGAGCUAUUCCACAUGCGGGCUUCAAGGCUACAUCAUCAAAGUGAUACAAAGAAGUGUAUUUAUGCAUGGAAAUGUAUAUUCAUAUUUCCGCCCCUUUAGCAUAUGUCAUUAUUGCACUGUACAAUUUAUGCAUUAGAAUAAGAGAAGCUCAUUGCAAACGUUGUGUUCA
Lolium rigidum is the source of this 1799-nucleotide messenger RNA. Its product is annotated as desmethyl-deoxy-podophyllotoxin synthase-like. Gene Ontology annotation, molecular function: heme binding; iron ion binding; monooxygenase activity. The transcript is spliced from 2 exons. Bases 70 to 1674 code for a protein of 534 amino acids. NCBI's taxonomy places the organism in Eukaryota, Viridiplantae, Streptophyta, Magnoliopsida, Poales, Poaceae. The record is from RefSeq and is a predicted model, not a curated record.